Messenger RNA from Akanthomyces muscarius, 1785 nucleotides. RefSeq lists its product as uncharacterized. The record is from RefSeq and is a predicted model, not a curated record. NCBI's taxonomy places the organism in Eukaryota, Fungi, Ascomycota, Sordariomycetes, Hypocreales, Cordycipitaceae. Bases 1 to 1785 code for a protein of 594 amino acids. The transcript is spliced from 4 exons.
AUGUUGCCACGGUCACCUAAGCUUGGACGUUGGAUUAUUCUCAUCGUCGCUAUUGUCUUUGCCGCUUAUUUACUUGGUGGAUUCAUCCGCAAUGCCAGCACAGUACAGCCUUGGACGGUCAAGCCUAACAGAUGGUUAAAGACCGACGCGCACCCCAUCGAUACACUCAUUUCUGACGCGCGAACCGUUUUUUCACGGCUUAUAUCUAAACAGACAAAGACGGUGGAAGAAGCUGCGCAGGCAUAUCGCAAGAGAAGAGGUCGCCACCCACCUCCACACUUCGACAAGUGGUUUGAGUUUGCCCAGUCCAACAACGCCGUCAUAGUGGAAGACUUCUUCGACCAGGUCUACCAUGACUUGGAACCCUUUUGGGGCAUGGACGCCUCGUCUAUUAGAAAUGAGGCGUCUAGUUUUGAGAUGACUAUCAACGUUCGAAAUGGCAACGCGACGGCGGGAAGCGACUGGUUCUGGACCCGUAUCUGGCUGGACCUCGUCAAGACCGUCGAGCACUUGUUACCUGACAUGGACUUGGCGCUCAACGCUAUGGAUGAGCCCCGUAUUAUUGUUCCUUACGAGAACAUCACUCAUUAUAUGCGGCGAGCUUCCAAGACUGUCAGAAUGCCCGAAGCCAAGAAAGUACUUUCUCAGUACCAAACGCUUCCAAGACCAGGGGCGUCGAAUGGCGGCGCUGACAUACGAAGCAAAAACUGGGAGUCAACAACUCCAUAUUGGCCCAUUGUUCGUCGGGGUUGCCCACCCAAAAGCACAGCUCGAACAACGCCGCUGCAAGACUCGUUCGAAACGCCACCAGAGAUCAGCUCGAAGAAUGCGAAGCGCCACUCUUAUCAAGGCUAUGUUUCAAAUUACACACUUUCCACGGAUGUCUGCCACCAAGCUGAUCUCCAAGGUUUGGAGGGCAUUUUGAUCGAGCCUCUCUCAACAAGCACCACAAAGGUGCUUUUCCCGCUCUUUGGCGGUUCCAAGCUUGCUGUGAACAACGAGAUUCUGCUUCCAGCACCCAUGUACUGGAACGAGGAAGAAAGAUUCACUGGCGGUGACGAUCACGGCAUUGCCUGGCCGGGAAAGGAAACAGGUGUCAUCUGGCGAGGGGUUGCCAGCGGUGGCAGGAACCGAGAGACCAAUUGGAAAGGUUUCCAGCGCCAUCGAUUCAUUUCCAUGAACAACGCUACAACUAUCUCGAGCGUUGAAAAUAGCACCGAGCAGGUCAAAACUUUUGCGUUGCCAGAAAAGCAAUACCAAGUUCACGCCCAGAGGAAAGGUGAGCUCAGCGGAUGGGUCAAAAGCUGGGCUAAUGUCAGUUUCACCGACCUGAGCUGCUACCCCGAUGCCAAGGGUCCUUAUUGCAACUACACGAAUGAUUACUUUGAGCCACUCAGUGGGAUUUCAAUGUCCCAGCAGUUUAACUACAAAUACCUGCCAGACAUUGACGGUAACUCAUUCUCCGGGCGUUAUCUCGGUUUCCUACGAUCCACCUCAGUCCCCAUCAAAGCCACUUUGUGGCGAGAAUGGCACGAUAGCCGUCUCGUCGCAUGGAAGCAUUUCAUUCCUAUGGAUAACCGGUUCGUCGACUAUUAUGGCAUUAUGAACUAUUUUGUUGGCUUCCAAGGCCAAGACGCACAUGAUAGCGCUGGCGAGAAACUUGCAAGCGAUGGCAAGGAAUGGGCGGAGAGGGUCCUUCGUAAGGAGGACAUGCAAAUUUACGUCCUAAGACUACUCCUAGAAAAGAUCAAAGUCAGAUAUAAUGGCAGCACCUUGUUGCCCUAG